Gryllus bimaculatus (two-spotted cricket) is the source of this 7673-nucleotide messenger RNA. NCBI's taxonomy places the organism in Eukaryota, Metazoa, Arthropoda, Insecta, Orthoptera, Gryllidae. The record is from the annotation of a GenBank genome assembly.
ACCUUGUAUACAGAAAGGAUUGGGAAGACGUCUGACCUUCACACCGAUGCCCUGCGCAGCGCCCUCCCGCGUCGCCUCUUCCAGCACUGCCUCGACGUACUGCUCGUGGCUCAUGAUGGUUUCCACAGCGCGGGGCGUGGUGCGUAGCUCCAGGUGCACGACGCCAUCCUCAGCGAACUCCCUUACGACGUCUCGCGUCGCCACUCGCAACGCCUCGGGACUCGAAGUGAGAGAGUGCGCCAAACCGAAAAUUUUGAAACACUCUUCCAGAUUUGUCAUUUUGGUGAUAUCUGGUAUAUCUAUAUCAUCCGCGCUCUUUCCCUCUUUCAUAAUGUGCAGCCUUUUUAACGUGUCGCUACUGAGAGAUCCAUUCAAAUGAGCAUGAAGUUCGAUUUUGGGUAACUGGGCGCAAAAUUCUGCCGUUGUCCACAUUUCUUUUAGUUCUACUUGUUUACAAUAGUUUGCCGUAAAUACAGUGAACAAAGAAUUAUCUGUAGAUGAGAAUGGAAAUUGCGGAAUUUUCGUAUACAAUCGUCCUAGGCGUGUACAAAUACUGGAUGGCUUGCUCACAAGCGGUCCGUAUUUAUGUGAAAGAUAGUUGUGUAAAUACAUACAGAGCGUCACAUGAGUGAACAGACGCCCGUAAAAUUAAGCUAGAUUCGCGAUAGAGCUACCUGCAGGCUACCUGAUUCUGGUAAAGAUAAUCUCCAAUACAACAAAAUAAGGCACAGUGUAAUUUUGGUUUUCUCCUACCGGUCCACGCUUAGCAGACGUCAUUUGUUAAGAUACAGUCGUUCCCACUAGCGGCACGUUGCGUUAGAACUACCAACUUGCAAUGACAACCUUGCCAGCAGGAUUUCAAUUUGUUAUUUAAUAUGGCACGUAAAGUAAUUAAGUAAAGAUAUACUUAUCGUACUACAGCAGUAUGGACAAUGAAGCAUUACAUCCAUAUGAAGAAUGUAAAAGUAGGAGUUCUGUGAUUUUUGGGUAUGUGUCAACAUCAGAAUUCAUCAGUAUAUUUUCAGCAUCAUGCCCUCACACUCACAUUAUGACAGUUUGCCCCAAAAUGUGUCUAGAAUUGAUGAACAACAAAUUCGAGAGGCAGCUGAGAGUUUUUUGGGCAGUUCAUCGAGUCUUCAUCCUGUAUUAUCACAUGGCAAAGACCAGUAUUAACACAAUCUUGUCAGAGGUGAAUCCUGGGGACGUUGUGACUGGCGUGCGCCCUAGUGGUCGCAUGUCAGUUGUCCGAAGAUUUUUUUGCCUUUUUGUUACAUUUGAUCUUCUAUUUACAGUUCUCAUGUGGCUUAUUUGCAUCAUGCUCAUUAAUGAAGAUGUGUUUAAAAUGAUGUCAGAACAGGUAGUUCAUUACAACAUUCAUACCUCUCUUUUUGAUAUAGUGAUGGCUGCAACAGUUCGUUUUGUGAUUCUUCUCUUGUUUUAUGCCCUUCUCUACAUCAACCAUUGGUGCAUCAUAGCUUUGUCUACUGCUGGGACUUGCUCAUUCCUUAUUGCCAAGGUGUUCUUAUAUGAUUGGGUAAGUGCCAAUUCACCAGUUCUCCAGGUGCUUCUGAUUAUUACAUCAUUUGUUAUUGCGUGGGGAGAAGCAUGGUUUCUAGACUUUAGAGUUAUUCCACAAGAAGUACUUGCCCAGAACAUAUUGCGAGGUCAAACUGGAAUCCCAAAUGAACGUUCUCCGCUUCUCCAGCCUUAUUUACAGAGGCUAUCUGCUCAGAAUGAUGAUCAAACGGAAUCUGUUCGGAACUUUUAUUCGCCAAUGGAUUCUCCUGCUGGUUCUGAUGAUGAACAGCCACAAAUGACACCUCGGGCUAGUAGACGUCAACGGUGUUCAACUAUUAAAUCAGUAGCCAAUGAAGCAUUGCAGGCAGCACGUCUUACCCUUUUUUCUUCUGAUUGGCGUCUAGAGAAGGAAGCUCAAUGUGGGGAUGUUGUAGAGAGUAAGCGGAAGCCUUCAGGUGGCAGACUGUAUCGAUUAGAGGGUCAAGUGGAUACAACUCCUCAACGGUUAUUGCACCUUUUGUUCAAUGAGUUGGAUAGCAGUCCUGUUUGGAAUACACAACUCGCCCUAGCACAGCGCCUUGAGGUAAUAGAUGAACACACAGAUAUUAGCUACCAAGUGAUGGCAGAAGGAGGAGGUGGUUUGGUUGCUCCUAGAGACUUUGUAACUUUACGUCAUUGGGAGAAGAGACUCAAUACCAUUACUCUUCUCACUGUGAGCACAACCCAUGCAGCUGCCCCUCCUAAGUCAAAGCCUAUACGUGGAACUCAGGGCCCAUCGUGCUGGGUUCUGGAACCAGGCCUGACUCCAGGAUCCACUCGCUUACGAUGGCUGUGUGAUACAGAGCUGGGUGGCUGGGUGCCUCAGGCAAUCUUGGAUCAAGCCUUCGCUUCAUCGCUGCUGGAGUGGAUGACUUGUCUGCGCAAACAUAUAGCUGCCCUAGAUUCACUUCCUGUUCCCUGACAUCUUGUCUGGUGAUCUUUAUCUUCAGAAAACUCAGCAAUAUGUGGAAUUUUGUUUGGAAAGCUUUGUAAUUAUUAAGAAGAUUUUCAUAAAACAAUCACAACCAAUAGACCGCGUUUUUUGGUGUUGUUUUUGAAAUGUGCUGUGUCAUAAUUUCUAUACAAGAGUUUUAUCAAAUAUGUUCCUUAAAACUCUAGUGUUAAAGCAUGAGGUGAAAGUUCUGCAAUCAAUAUGUUAUCUGUAUUGAAGCAUACAUACCAUGAAUUGGAAUGAGAAAUGUUAUGACUGGAGUAUCAUUGUGUUUUUACCAAUAUAAUACUAGGUAGACAUAGUGAUCUGAAAGAGCCCACAAAACCCGUUUGGCAUAUUCAAAAUAUUUUACGGAAAGGGAAAUAUUUGCACCUUAGCUAUAUGUUGGUUGUGAUAGCAAGCACAGACCCUCUAUAGGACAAGUUAUGUUAAAGCAAAAAUUUUCAUUGUCUCCUUUAUAAGCUGAAGCUGAUAAUGCAAGAAAAUAUUGUGCAGUUGCAAUUCAUUUUUUGUAUUUCUGUUUGAUCUGUUUCAAAUCUGGCUGUAAAGAAAUAGGGACUUAAGAGUCUCUAGAAAUAUUCAAUGGGUUUGAAUGAUGAUAUUAUUGCAUUAUUGCAAAAAUAUCUCUUGUGGCUAAGGAGGUAUGAAAUGUGAUGUUUGUAUUGAAAGAAAAAUGUUCAUGGGCUUUGGAAACUCAGGCUUUGCACCUCUGGUUAAUUUGUGUGAAAUAUCAGAAGUGGAUAAAUUUGAAAAAACUUUUCUAUUUUAUUCCUUUAAAAUGCUUGAGGAGUAUUUAGACUGUUGAUUGUUUCACUAAGGGGACAUCAAAAACUGAUGUACAAGAACAAUACCAUUCAGGGCAAUGAGUUUCUUCAUAAUUGUUUAGCAUUACUUUCGUAUAUUUUAUGGAUUAUAGGUGCGAUUGCAUUUGAUAAAAUUAUUUAAUUUUUUGUGUAGAAUAUACUAUUUAGAAAGUUAUUUAACAUUAAAUGUAAUUUAUAUCUUGAAAAAUAUGUUUAUGUACUCUUUUAAUUUUUGAUAUUUUUGUGCUUAAGAAAACGUGGGAAAUGACUUUCAAAUUAUGUUCAAUAAACUUAGCUGAGGGGUAUCAUACUUCACCAUCUACUCCAUGUAUCUCUCCAUUUUAAGAAAAAUAGUUCUACCAGUUUUUAUAUUAAGAAAGAAAGUAUUGUAUUGAAUUGUUUAUGAAAGGGCUUUUUUAAAACAUACAUUUUUCUUGUCAUAACAGUACCAAAGACAAUUACAGAUUUUAUUGUAGUUUUUUUUCCAAUUGUAUUGUGCAAGUCAUUCACUUUAAAUCAGUAAGAUUGUGUUUUUUGGUGCUUUAGUUUUAUUUUACAGAAUGAUCAGAUAAUUUAAUGGACAAAUGUAUGCUGACAAAAAAUAUUCACUAUAUAAGUAGUAUUUCAAGUAGUGAAAAAUAUGUUUGUGUGAAUGAUUAAAAAUGUUUGUUAUCUAUUUUUAUUGUAAAUAUGACUUUGAAAACACUAGGAUAUUGUUAAAUCAUUGACUUUAGAAAUUUAGUUAGAUUGCUGGAAGGAUAAUAUCUGAAAUUUUCUUCUGUUUGGUAGUUCAAGAGUUCUUCAAAAUUCCUUAUGGUGAACUACAAUAAUAUUCCUCUUCUACACUUUUAUGGAAAAAUAGUAUGAGUCAUGGGAAAUUCAUUUUAUAUAGUAAAACUCAGAAAAUUAUUCAUUAGCUUUGUUAAUAAUACUAACCUUUAUGAGGAAUUGCGGGCUUCUUUGGUCUUACACUUUGAAAUACACUGAGACUACUACUCAUAUUUUCUUUAAUUAUUUCUAGAAUACAAAAUUGAUUUCUAUUAUUUUGAAACCAUAUUAUCAAGUAAACUCUAAACAUUUCUUAAACCAUACACAGAAAACUCACAUUUCUGUUUCAUACAUAUGUCAUGAUUUGCAAAACCACCGUACAUAAGAACAAAAGUUAUUAUUAUAUACCUUACAUAGCACAGCCAAAGUAAACAUGUUUGUGAAAGAAAUGAAAAUAAUGGUGUUUAAUGAUCGGUGAUUGCCUGACUAAGAUUAUCGUUUGAUAAGAAGCAAAAAAUCUGGCUGCUGUCAAUUGGAAUAAUUCUUAAGACUUUUCCUAAUCACAAACAGUCAAGUACUUUGAGCACUAGGUGGGAAGGAACAAUUAUAUAAGAUCCACAACCCAAACAUAUUCUUCUUUGUAUUUGUGCAUUCAAGAAAAAAGUAUGAACUGAAGGAAAUUUUAAUGGUGUGAAAGCAAGGGUAUUUUAAGAUUGCGAAGGUAAUGGGAUUGAAGGAACUAGAAAGCAAUUUUUAAGAACAUUGAGAAAAUGUCAGUUCUGGAAAAAUAAAAGCAGGAUUUUUAUUGUAUUUGAUUUAACAUUCCAAGUUACAUGGCUAUGUGCUUAACACUUUUCUGAAGUAGAUUAAUGUGUUUGCUUAUUUUAUUAAGAAAAGAGAAAGAAGUGAAAAUUUGAGGAUGUGCGGAAGAAAAUUUUUGAAUGCAUUUCUGCAAAAGCCUGUGACUCAGUGCUGGUCAUUGAGGCACUGGGGGAAAGGAUGGGAAGUGCACUGGGGGCUUGCAGCCAUUCAAAACAUUCCAAUAUUGAAAAUUUGUAUUUGAACACCAAUUUUUAUAUUUUUUUAUCCUCUCAUAUAGGAAUUUGAGUAAUGUGUUAUGCCAAUGAUUUUGCAAUAUCCUUUUGUCAUAAUUAUUAUGCAUAGAAGAAUAUGUGUUUUUAUUUUGUUUAUUUAAUGUUCUGCUCAUUGUAUUUUUAACAUAAAAAACAAUUUGAAAAUGAAUUAUUUCUUGCAUUGGUAUACAUAAAUUGCAUUUAUUAUUCAACGUAAUCUUUAGGAAUUUGAGAAUAGACUGAAAGUUUAAAUUAUUACUAUAUUUCUCCUCCAUUUUAUCAAGUUUUGAGGAUGCAUAUUGAAAAGUAUUUCAUUUAUGCAGAUUCAUUAUUUAAUUUUUUCUUUUAAUGAGUUAUAUUUAUUAAAUAUUUGUUUUGAUGAGUUUGGUCUCAUUUUAAUAUGAUUUUUUGAGUUAAAUAAGUGUUAUUAAUAUUGAUUUUUUAAUUGUGUACAUUGCAUUUCAUAAAGGAAUAAAUUCUUGUACAGAAUGAUUCAGAACUUGUAUUCCACACAUUAUCAUUAUUACCAUUGUGCAUCACAUUUUUAAAUAUUGUAAGUCAUAAUCCUAUAACUGCUAGUAAAGUUUGGAUUCUUUAUUUUUCUGAGUAACAGAAAUUUUUGGGUAUAGUAAAAAGAAAAAGAAAUUCCCAAAUUUGUAAACACUGUAAUGAGAAUGAGGAUUUUAGGUCUUCAAUUCUUAAUUGGGAAUAAUUCUGCCUGGAUCAUGAAAUAUCUUUCUUAUACUACAUUUUUUGCAAAUGAUAUAAAAAAAAACAACAUACUAUAUUGAGAAAUGAUGGGAGGGGUCAUAACCUUGGUUUGUCUAAAACUUUGCUUUUGGUUGUGAGUUGCAAACACACUGGAGUGCACCAUGUACCUAUCAGAAGAUUUUUUACACUAAUAUCAUUGAAAAUGUACAGUAGUUUAAUUGUUAAAGGAAGUACCAAAUACUGAAGGAUUCAUAUUACUUUAUUUGACUGUUUUUCAAAUAUAAUUUAUUUACAUUGUCAUUUUCUAAUUUUCAUACCAAUUUAUAAGUUUUUGUCUGUUGCUUAAGAAUAGAAGCUAAUUAAAAUUGCUCGUAAACAAAUAAAGUGAGGAAAUUGAUUGCUUUCUCAUGGAUUUGACAUUGUUUAGUGUAGAGAACUUAAGAAUCUGCCUGUUGUACAUACAAUCUAAGGUAGCUAUUAGAAUUGAAGGGGAAUGUGGAGAGUUUUGUUAUAUAGUCUGUGGAAGAGAAUAACUAGAUCUAUUUGACCUAUUCAUUCAUUUGUAAACAUGAAUGUAGUUUUUUUCCACAGAGAAGUAUUAUAAGAGCGAAGUACAAUAAAGCUGGCAAAAGGCAAUCUGUAAAGCUGUGAAAUAUGUUGAGAAUUUAGAACAAUCCUCUGGAUUUAACUCUUUUCUCUCAAUAUCAGUGAUUUUUAAGUUGAGAUUUAUGACUGAAAAAUAAAUGACAAUGAAAACAAAAUUAAUUUUAAUUCUACUCUAAGGAAAAUUUUCAGAUAAGUGAUUGCAAUUUGUCUCCAGCUUGAUUUGUUUCUGUUUUAUAAUUCACAAUUUGCAUGUUAUGUUACAUAAGAUUUUUUAUUACUCUUUGUUGUUGAAAAUAUUAGACUCGUAGUUCAGUGAAGUAUGGGAGUUGACAAUCUGCUGUUCUUAAACACAAAUAUGAGAUUUUUAAUGUAAAUUUGUGCACUGUUUGAGCAUGUUAUGGGAGUUUUGCAUGUUUCCAAUAGAUUUCAUGUCUUAGUUAUUUCAUAUCAUCUCUUUGUAGAAAAUAUUUUAUUUGUCAGUGAUUUUAUAAUUUUUGAUAAUUGCAGAUAUUUUUUAUUAAUCUUUUUCCAGCAUAUAUUAUGGUAAGUUUUGUUGCACAUUAAAUAAUUGGGUAUAAAGCUUUGCUGGAUUUCAUUUAUUAAUUUUAAUAAAUAAGCAAGUGCACUACUACAUAAUUUUUGUUUAGUCAGUGGUAUAUUGUUAUAUUUCUGGAAACUAUUUUCAAUGUUAGUAUAACUUCAAUGAGUUAUGAAUACAUGAAACAAGGAAAUUGUAAUGGAAGCAGAACUAUUUGCAAUGUCUUCUGAGGGUGCUUGAAAUGAUCUUUUUAAUUGAAAUGUUGAGCAGAAGAGGCACCUAAGGCAUAGGAGCCAUUAAGGUUUCUUCUGUCAUAAUAUAGUCAGAUAAUGUACUACAUUUUUUGUACUAAUACAGAUGCUUUUUAGUCCUAUUUCAAAAAAAUAUGAAUUAUUUCAUAAGCAUGUUCAAUAUCUAUUGGUUUAUUUUUCUUUCCUUAUUUUUUUCUCUCUGUAUACUAAAGCAUGCCACUGCUUAAGUAAUGUAUUGUCUAGUUUGAUCAAAGGAAUUGUGAAUGUGUAAGUGCCUUUCUGUGUCUCCAUAUUAGCUUCAAUGUGUGCUUGCUUAGUCCUGAAUUUAUUUAGCAGGAUCAAAGUUCAAGUUUGCAGUGUAUGAAUAAUGUUGCAGAGAUAUUAUGUGGUGCUAUUAAAGUCCUGUGAAUAAGC